AUGGCCUCAGUUACCCCAUACAAAAUCGCCGUUCCGGACGAGAAACUCCAGCAGCUCCGCCACAAGCUGGAGUAUGUCGCCUUUCCUGAUGAGCUCGAAGCUUCGGGGUGGGAUAUGGGCGUUCCUCUCCUUGAAAUCAAAAGACUUAUCGCCGUGUGGCGCGAGCAGUUUGACUGGCGGGAGCAAGAGCGGAAGCUGAAUGAGCAAUUCAAACAAGUCAAUGUUCAAAUAGGAGUGGAGGGCUUCGGAGAGUUGAAUAUACAUGCUGUGCAUCAUCAGAGCGGAAAUUUGAAAGCAAUUCCAUUGCUUUUUAUCCAUGGGUGGCCUGGCAGCUUCCUCGAAUCCACCAAGCUUAUCCCACUACUCACUAAAAACAACGGGGAUGGCCCAGUAUUCGAUGUCGUGGCACCUUCGUUGCCAAAUUUUGGAUUUUCACAGGGAGUCAAGAAGAGAGGGUUCGGGCUGGCACAAUACGCCGAAGCUCUCCACAAAGUGAUGAUUGUGCUUGGCUAUGAUAAAUAUGUGGUUCAAGGAGGCGACUGGGGCAGCAUGAUCGCCCGUACCAUGUCUCAGUACUACCCACAACACAUCCAAGCUAUUCAUCUGAACUUCAUACCCGUCAUACCGCCCUACCCAUGGCGAAGUCCCUACCAGUUCGUCAAAUCGCUGCUAUCUGUGCCAUUCUCGGCGAAAGAUCGUGGCCAUAUCGCCCGGUCAUUGGGAUAUUUCACCGGUGGUAACGCAUACAUGAAACAGCAAGAAACCCGACCACAGACUCUAGGCUACGGGCUUCACGAUAGUCCCGUCGGAUUACUAGCUUGGAUCUAUGAUAAAAUGCACACAUGGGCCGACAACUACUCCUGGACAGAUGAGGAGAUCUUGACCUGGGUGAGUGUAUACUAUUUCUCUACGGCCGGCCCAGCAGCGUCAACGAGGAUCUACUACGAGGGUUCGGCGCCGAAGCGUGAUGGAAAUGCGGUUGCGUCGGAGGAAGGAGCACAGAAGGAUCUGCGAGGAAAGACAGGCCUGAAUUACAUGUCGACUGAACAGGUUCUCGGGGCUCGGGCACCGCAGAGUGUGCGCUUUGCAGUGGCGCAGUUCCGGGAGGAGAUUAUUAUGCUUCCCAUGGCGUGGUACCGGUCCAUUGGGAAUGUUGUGCAGGAAACGGAGUAUGAUCAUGGUGGUCAUUUUGCGGCCUGGGAAGUGCCCGAGUUGCUGGCGUAUGAUAUCAAAAAGUUCCUAGGCAAUAAUGGACCAGCCUAUGGGGUGGUAGCUGGUAGAGAUGGGUAUUGA
Molecule: messenger RNA, 1293 nt
Organism: Penicillium vulpinum
Lineage: Eukaryota; Fungi; Ascomycota; Eurotiomycetes; Eurotiales; Aspergillaceae
Product: epoxide hydrolase
Exons: 4
Coding region: 1-1293 (430 amino acids)
Biological process (GO): epoxide metabolic process
Molecular function (GO): epoxide hydrolase activity
Source: RefSeq, a predicted model, not a curated record